AUGUGCGUAUGCGCGGCGGCGUUCAUGUUCUACCUGGGAUCCAGCGUGGUAGCAAGCAUUGUAGAGGACUUUCCAUAUACGACUAUCGUUUUGAAGAUUGUUCGAUCUGCGCCUGUGGGUCUUAUCAUGAAGAAGCUUUCGAAGCUCCUAGCGCUCAUAUUGAAAUGGGCAUCAUUGAUCUCAUUGUGUGUCAUCGGGUUAUCUCCACUGCCGUUUAUUGCUGUAGUGCUUUUACCCCUGGCCCUGAUAGAUACUGUUUGCGGGCGCCCGUUUUGGGAUGACGAUAGCUACUGGAGGCGUGCCUUCGACAGCAUCUGGGAUAAUUAUACGAGCACCUUUGUGGUCUCAACAAUGUCUUAUUUUAUUAAUAAGAUUGAUGAUCUGGAGCCCAGUUGGCUUUCCGAUUUGAUUGCUCGUUUGAUCAGCCACUUCGCAGACACUGUUUUUGGCCAUUUUACUUCUGAUCAAGUCACCAGCCAUUGCUUGCACUGGCUCAUAAAGUACUGCGAGACUCCCAGCUCCACUACUGUUGCUCUCCAAGCUAUUUCAGGAGCCGCCAGCAACAUCCCGCCUGGUCCACUCAAGGAUUGCGAGGCAUCCUUCAAGAUACUUCAGCGCCUUGUCUCCGGUGGCUCCGGUCCCACAGCUGUUUACGAUGCCUCACUAUAUGCCCGUGCUCUGUCAGCACUGACUACACUGUCUCAAUCCAAGUUCAAAGAACCGAGUACGAGCACAGAAGAUCUCGCAGUCAUGAUCUGGAACCUGAAGCUGCAGCACGAACACAAUCUUACUGUCAUGAUUGGUGAUGGAGAGUUUGUAGCAACAAAGAAGAACCUCGAAGCACUUCAGACUGGCAACUCCGCUUCGUCGUAUGCCAUACGUCUGUUACAAGGUAGCGAUCCGGGGGCAAAGAAGGCUAUGAAAGCGAUCAUGACCCUGCUGAGUAUCAACGCUCACUCCAGCUACCAGCAGCUUCAUCCAGCAGCGGUCCGGUCACUAGCCAAUGGGGCGGCCUUGCUGGAGGCCUGUUCGGAUGCACCGCUACUCUCAAUAUCGGAUGUUCAACACUUUAUCAUAGCCUACCAAACAUACAUCAGAAAAAGUAGAUACAGUACACUUCACGAUGUUACAAAUCUAGGGGUAGCACUGACGCCAUUGGUCGACGCAUUGCGCCAUCGGUACCUGAUCAAAAAUACAGGCAUCUCCAACGCCAGUGUUUCUGAUAGCGCUAGUGUCUACCUCCUUCAAGCCCUACGUCGCUCUGCAGAUAAAGAUGAACAAGACGUCAGUGGCCUGGUUCAACUGUACUGGAUAUGGUGCACCGAAGUCGCAACAAACCCAGCCCAGUGCGGACUAGACCCCAGCUCCUCCGAGCUUACACGCCUCAAAGCCUGGUGCAGCCGCUAUCUCAGUCACCGUAUACCCCAAAGGUACGGACAAUCCGACCUCAGCGAUCCGACCCCCGGGGGUGCGAGCUCCCUAUAA
Messenger RNA from Rhizoctonia solani, 1485 nucleotides. Its product is annotated as Hybrid signal transduction histidine kinase. The record is from RefSeq and is a predicted model, not a curated record. NCBI's taxonomy places the organism in Eukaryota, Fungi, Basidiomycota, Agaricomycetes, Cantharellales, Ceratobasidiaceae. The transcript is spliced from 2 exons. Bases 1 to 1485 code for a protein of 494 amino acids.